This is a messenger RNA of Drosophila eugracilis, 398 nucleotides long. Its product is annotated as male-specific sperm protein Mst84Dd-like. The transcript has 2 exons. Lineage: Eukaryota; Metazoa; Arthropoda; Insecta; Diptera; Drosophilidae. The record is from RefSeq and is a predicted model, not a curated record. Bases 103 to 309 code for a protein of 68 amino acids.
GUUUCCAGUAAGACAUUUCAGUUUUCAUUUUUCCUUCACUGCGAAAACAUCUAAAUUUUUACUCCAAUUUUUCUAGAUCAGUGCUUUUCUUAUAUCAAAAUCAUGGGUUGUGCUCCGGGUGGACCUUGUUGCGGAUCUUGCGGACCAUGUUGCGGGCCAUGUUGCGGGCCAUGUGGACCUUGUGGUCCCUGUUGUGGGCCUUGCGGACCGCGCUGUGGCCCCUGUGGACCGCGCUGUGGUCCCUGUGGACCUUGUGGGCCGUCAUGUUGCGAAAAGCGGAACGGUCUUCAGAAAUGCUGUUUUUGCUAGAUGACCUCCUAAAAACGUAGCUGAAAAAUGGAGUAAAACUGGAUUAUAUUACACCUUCCUAGGAAAUAAAGCAGAAAAAUGAAAACAAA